This is a messenger RNA of Myzus persicae (green peach aphid), 5309 nucleotides long. RefSeq names its product nuclear pore complex protein Nup155-like. Lineage: Eukaryota; Metazoa; Arthropoda; Insecta; Hemiptera; Aphididae. The record is from RefSeq and is a predicted model, not a curated record. Gene Ontology annotation, cellular component: nuclear pore; nuclear pore inner ring. The transcript has 26 exons. Gene Ontology annotation, molecular function: structural constituent of nuclear pore. Gene Ontology annotation, biological process: transcription-dependent tethering of RNA polymerase II gene DNA at nuclear periphery; protein import into nucleus; protein localization to nuclear inner membrane. Bases 208 to 4218 code for a protein of 1336 amino acids.
GUUAUCUCGGAGGAAGAACUGUCUGGAGCCCGUUAAAUCGUAAGUCUAUUUGUUUAUUAGUUAAUGUUAAUAUUUAAUACCACGAUGUAACAAAAAUCAGAUACUAUUAAUUCUCAAUCAUUAAAUUAAUUUCAAUCAGAAGUAAUCAAUAUUUAUAUCUUCAUCGGUAUUAAGCAUUAAGCGACUGCUGUAACUGAAGUAUUAAAGAUGGAUUCUACAUUGAAUGUUUCAAGAUCCAUGGAUAACUCCAUUUCCAUGAUAAAUCAAUCAAUAUCAGCCAAAGAUAGUUUAGAUCUAUCUGGCAAAAUGUUGGAUCGAUAUUUUGCUGCAGACGACUCAUUUCCAACACUUAUUGAGAAAAUGCAGAUAACUAAAAGCAGUCAAAGUGUUAGUGGAUGUACAGAAUAUGAUUAUCCUAAAGAAGGACUAGGGAUGCCUUCAAUUACUCCCCUUAAAUCAAGACACAAGAUACCUCUACCAGGAGCAUUACUUGAGCAGUGGAAUGAUGCACAAAACUUUCAUCGCAAGUUGGGGAUAUUUCCUAGUAUCAACCGAGUUUGGGUAACAAUUGAUCAAGAAUUCUUUCUAUGGGACUAUUGUGAAGGAACGGAUUUAUCUUAUUUUGAUGGAAUGAACUCAACAAUUUUUGCAGUAGCACUGGUACCUCCUAAACCUAAUGUAUUUCAAGCCCACAUUAAACAUUUGUUAGUCUUAGCUACUGGAUUAAACAUUGCAAUACUAGGAGUAACAUUUAAAAAAGUUACUGGUGUUGAUGGUAAAACUGUAGAACAACUGGAACUCACUACAGAUACCAUUUAUGAAGUUCCCACUGAAGGCGUAAUAACCUCCAAAAUUGUUGGAACUGACAGUGGACGUAUUUUUCUUGCAAGUGAAGAUGGUAACCUGUUUGAAAUUGAUUAUUGGAAAGAUUUAGGAUGGUUUUCAAUUGGGAAUGGAAGACGUUGCAAGAAAGUUUGUCAUUCAACUGGUACUUUAUCAUAUAUUCUACCAUCAUUUUUUACCUAUGCGAUCACUGAACCUUCUGCCAUUAUUGAAGUAGCUGUUGAUAAUACACGACACAUACUUUACACACUGACUGAAAAUAGUUCAAUUGAAAUGUAUGAUCUUGGAUCUGAUGGUAAAUCUACCAGCCGAAUUGUUUCUUUGUCACAUUCUAAUCUUGAACAUCAAGUUUCGAAACUGCUCAGAACUAUAGAAAUAGCUCAAAUGACUAUAUUGAGUAGUAUACAAAUCGUAGAAGAAACUGAAUCACCUAACAUUCAUCUGUUGGUUGUAUCCAAGUCUGGAUUUAGAUUGUAUUUUUCUACUGGGGCAAUAACCUCUAGCAAUACUAGACCUUACACAUUACAACUUGUACAUAUACGUUUGCCUCCAGGAUAUAAUAGAGUUAUUGGAGAAUCUAAACCGAGUAGUGUUCAGCACGUGUUGUACAACAGAGGUACUAUUAUAAUGGCAUGCAACACUGACAUAACUAAUUAUAGGCCAAUGUUGUGGUGUAUAUCUCCAGAUGAAUAUGCAUUUAGUCCUAACUUUAGUGAAAGAUAUUUUAUUACUGAUUUGGAUAUGUGUCCUUUAUCACUGGACAAUAUAGGACCAAAUUUAUUAAUAUACAAUGACCCAAGUUCACCACAACCACCACUCAUUGUUCGUCAACAAUUUGAAAAUCGCCAAGAAUAUAUAACUUUAGCUCCACAGGGUUUGGAAAUUUUUGAAAUGCUUCGUCCUUAUGACACUCUCUGUGAAUUACUGGCUAGCAGUCAAGGUUCAGAAACAGAUGCUAUCAAAACAUAUUUUAAAAAUUUCACAGAUAACCAAGCAUGUGUAGCAUGUCUCACAAUUAUUUGUGAUCAGUCAUUAAAAAACAUAAAGAUCAAAGAAUAUGCUACUCGUGCAUUUUUCACUCAUGGCGGUGAGCCUAAAUUAGUGACUGAAAAUUUACAUGAAUCACUUCAUGAAUUAAGAGUUCCUCAAAAUAAUAGUUUCAGACCAAGUAAUUUGUUGACAACAACUAUGCCAUCAUAUAUGCCAACUUUUAUACAAAAUCAGACAAAUAUAACACACUUACCAUUUGAAUCCACUAGUGUCCAGUACUCUUCGAAACACAAUGGAUUAUAUUUAUUUGUGAGUCGUUUACUGAGACCUCUUUGGAACAUUAAAGCUGUUAAUAUGGAGACCACUGAUGGGAAAACUUAUAUUGUAAAUACUGUAUCUCCAGAUGAUUGUUCGUUUGUUGCAAGCCAUUUGCAAACUUUGCACUCUUUCAUGAACAAUUAUUCAAAAAUGUUGGCAAAUUAUACCAGAAUACCAUUUGACGCAUCUAAACGAACAGCUGCUCAGGAUGCACAUCAAUCUGAAUCAAAAUCUAUAGAAUGUUUGAAACAAUUAGUUGUCCGUAGUGCUGAAGUGUUUAAUUUGUGGAAGUUACUCAGUGAACAUCAAUUUUAUAUAAUAGCUAAGGAAUUAAAUGAUCAAGAACAACGUGUAUUGGAAAGUGUUACUUUCAAAGAAUUGAUCCUUGCACACCAAGAACUAUGUCAAACUUUGGUUCAAAAACUAUUAGACACAUAUCUAAAUGAAAGUUCAUCUGUAGAAUCAAUUAGUACAAAAUUACGACAAGUCUGUCCAUCCAUAUACCAUUCUGAAGACGCUGCUUGUGCAAAAGCUUCAGAAAUGAUUAAAUUAGCGCAAUCUACAGCUAAUGAGGAUGAGCGUAAACGAAUUUUAUACCAAUCUCUCAUGGUGUUGAAAGAAGUGGCACCAAAGUUUAACUUAACGUCAGUGUGUUUACAAUACACAAAUUGUGCGUAUAUGGAAGGCGUAUAUCAGAUUUGUAAAGAGUGUGCUAAAAAAAUUGAUCCUAAGAAUUUAGGAGGUCAUUAUUUUGUCAACAAUAUGGUAUUGGAUAGAGAUGGACCAGGUUAUGGUGCCUACAUGCUCAGAUUAGAUAUUUACAAAGAAAUAAGUGCAAGUUUAGAUCACUUAUACUCAAUCAUGGUGAAAAAUCCAUCUGUGUUUAUACCCACUCGGCCAAAUUUAAUACCUGGAAUUCUAGAAAAUUCUGCACUAACUUCUGAACAAUCUUCUAAUUUGGUUUCUGAAUUGAUAAAAUUGUGUAUCUCCUGUGAUGAUGAAAUCAUGCACACUGUAGUGUAUAGAUGGAUGAUAGAUAAAAAAUUAAUAAAAGAAACAAUUGAAAUGGGACAUCAUAGUUUGGAAAAGUUUUUAUUGGCUCAGUCCCGGUCUGAUGAAAACAAUAACUAUAUCAAAGAUGUACUCUGCAGAUAUUAUGAGUACAAUGGAAAUUAUAAUGAGGCAGCUGAAGUUCUGGCAUCAUUGGCUAAAAGACCAGAUUGCGGCUUAACUUUAAGCGAUCGCCUUAUGUAUUUGGGCCGGGCUAUGGCAUGUUUACGCAGUAAUAAGCUGAGUACACCAGCCUUCAAUGUUACCAGUCUCAGAGAUGUUGAAGAUUUGUUACAAGUAGCUGAAAUACAGAAAAUGAUAUUGGAUUUAUUGUCGUCGAGUCAAAUUAAUGGAAAAGCUGAUAUUAUUGAUAAGCUUAAUAGCUGUCUAUUUACAUUAGGCGAACUUUACAGUAAUUUUGCUGAACCGCAUAGUCUAUGGGAAGCUCAGUUGGCGAUAUUACAGCUUUCCAAUCAUGAUGAUCGUGAACUAGUCAAUCAGAUUUGGGAAAAUAUUUUAUUAAAAGUUGUGGAAGAUUGUGGAGAUAUUGGUGAGCACAACAAAAUGACCAUUGCUCUUGAAAAAAUAAAGUCGUUGGCUAGUUCGCAUCCAAUUAAUUCAUCUACAUUUGACUUAGAGUAUGUAACGACAAUGUUGGAAUAUUUGAACUGUAACUUGGGUGGAGAUUUGGAAUCUGUAUACACAACUAUGUUAACUAUUGGUGCUCCAAUCGAAUCUUUGGUAGCAAUAUACAAAAAAAUUUAUUCUACUAACGAUCCACGGUGGCAAAAGACAAGUGAGCUACAUGUAUUAGAAGUUAUCAUGAGUUUGGCUCGAUAUUAUUUACAAAAUGUUGAUUUAUGGCCAUCCGGAAUGCAAAGGAGAUCCAUUGCUGUGAAUUUAUUCGAUUUGUUAGUUAUUUGUCAAAACAUGUUGUAUAGCCGUUUUGCACAUAGUCCACUGAUCGAAGGUGUCAUCGCUAUCAAAAAUGAACUUGACAACAUCAUUAAAAACUAACGUAGCAACAAAUCUGAUUUUUAUACAUUCUCCAAGCGUCAAUUAUUAAUAUGUUGUAAAUUCCAUAUUUAUUUCAAAAGAUAAAUGUAAUAUUUGUUUGAAUUUUAAGCUGUUUACUUCAAAACUAUUAACUAGUACUUUUGUAAAUCAUGUAUUUGAUAUUAUAUUAACAGUUUGAUUGUUUCAAAGAUAAUUUAAUAUUUUAUCAAAACUGUCUGUAUAAUAAUAAUUAUGUUGAAAAUAUCAAGUUUGUAUUAUUAUGAUUGUAAUAUUUAACGAGAUUCCCUGUAAAUAAUUCAACAGAAGGAAUAUAUUUAAGACACUUAUGUUAUACAUUUAGGGGAAUCUAUAAAUUACUUUUUCUAUGUACUUAUGUAAUAUCUUUUUUAUUUUAUCAAUAAUAUUUACAUAUUAAAGUUUCAUGAAUUUAAAAGAAAAACAUAGUUAAUGCUAAAUUGUUAUCACAAAAUGCAUGGUGACACUGACCAUGCAUAUAAAUUAUGGUUCCAUUGGCUUACAAAGAUGUAUAAUUCAUUAAGCAGUAUUGAUGUUAACAAAAAUGGAAUUUGCAAUUUUAAUUUUUUUGUUUUUUUAAGUCUAGUUGAUUCGCAUUCUACAAAAACUAUAAAAUAAUUGAUAAAGUAAUAUAAUAAACGAACGGUCCUACUUCAACCAUCUUGAAGUGCCAACAAUCAUUGCACUUAAGAAACAUUAAAAAAAAAUCCAGUUAAAAUGAGAUAAUCUGUCACUCAGAAAAUUGUCUAUACAUACACUAAGAUUUCAUCAGACAUUCGAUAUGCUACAGAAAUUAUUCAGAAUUUAAUGAAACACAAACGUUAACACUCAAACCAUAUUUUUAUUUACUGAUUUUUAGUUAAAAUACCUGACAAAUAAAAUAAAUAUUUUAAUGAAAUGUAAAAAUUAUUGUCUUCAAUAAUCUAUGUGACAUCAGAAGUCCAUGGGAACAAUUAUUUUAAUCCAAAUCAGAUCCAAAAAGGAACAUAUGUUAAAUUUAUGAACUGAAAUGCAAAUAAGUCAAACGUGUUAUCUAUUUGAUUUGUAACUUUAUUAUCACAUGUAAAUACUAAUUA